AUGGCCUCCAGAGCGCCAGCAGGAACCCGUCCGGGUGCUAGAUUCGCCCAGUUCAAGCUUGUCUUGCUUGGUGAAUCUGCUGUUGGAAAGAGUUCGUUAGUGCUAAGAUUUGUCAAAGAUCAAUUUGAUGACUACCGAGAGUCGACGAUCGGCGCUGCCUUCCUGACACAGACCAUUUCGCUGGACGAAAGCACAACGGUCAAGUUCGAGAUAUGGGAUACCGCUGGUCAGGAACGAUACAAGUCCUUGGCUCCAAUGUACUACAGGAAUGCGAACUGUGCUGUUGUUGUCUACGAUAUCACUCAGGCUUCGUCGCUGGACAAGGCAAAGUCAUGGGUGAAGGAGCUGCAGCGACAGGCGAAUGAGAAUAUUGUUAUUGCCCUCGCUGGCAAUAAGCUGGAUCUAGUUACAGAACAUCCCGACAAGAGAGCCAUUCCGACUGCUGAUGCUGAAGCCUAUGCGCGUGAAGCCGGACUCCUUUUCUUCGAAACAUCUGCGAAGACUUCGACAAAUGUGAAGGAACUAUUCGCCGCAAUCGCCAAGAAACUCCCUCUCGAUCAGGCGGGCCCGCGCAAUCUGCGCACCACUCCUCGUCCCGGUGUGGACUUGCGACCGGAAGCACCUGGCACGCAGGGUGCCGGAGCUUGCAACUGUUAA
This is a messenger RNA of Aspergillus fischeri NRRL 181, 657 nucleotides long. Its product is annotated as Rab family GTPase. The transcript is spliced from 5 exons. The coding region runs from base 1 to 657 and encodes 218 amino acids. The record is from RefSeq and is a predicted model, not a curated record. NCBI's taxonomy places the organism in Eukaryota, Fungi, Ascomycota, Eurotiomycetes, Eurotiales, Aspergillaceae. Gene Ontology annotation, molecular function: GTPase activity; GTP binding.